CCUUUGUGGAGGCCUGGCGGGGCGGCAGCGGAGGGGGUUGGGAGGAAGUUCCGGUCUCCUUAGCGCUGGGUCGGUGACGGCGGCGACUGAGGAGGCGGCGACGGUGUAGCUGUCGCUGUCUCAGGUACUGUUACCAGCAUUUGGUUUAAAAAAAUCCAUUGAUUGGGGCCCUCCCAACACAAGAAGAAAUGUGGGGGGACCCUCGCCCUGCUAACAGGACAGGCCCUUUCCGUGGGAGCCAAGAAGAAAGGUUUGCUCCCGGGUGGAACAGGGAUUAUCCUCCUCCCCUUAAGAGUCAUGCUCAAGAAAGACACUCUGGCAACUUUCCUGGCAGAGAUUCACUUCCCUUUGAUUUCCAGGGGCAUACGGGGCCUCCCAAUCCUCCCUUUGCAAAUGUAGAGGAUCAUUCUUUCAGCUAUGGAGCUAGAGAUGGACCACAUGCUGACUAUCGAGUUGGGGAGGGGCCCGGACGUGAUUUCAUGGGGGGGGAUUUCCCUUCUGAUUUCCAGAACAGAGAUUCUCCACAGUUGGAUUUCAGGGGUAGAGAGAUACACCCAGGAGAUUUUCGAGAUAGGGAAGGACCACCUAUGGAUUAUAGAGGUGGGGAUGGUACUUCUAUGGAUUAUCGAGGUAGAGAGGCAUCCCAUAUGAACUAUCGAGAUAGGGAAGCGCAUGCUGUUGACUUUAGGGGUAGAGAUGGGCCUCCUCCUGAUUUCAGGGGCCGGGGUACAUAUGAUUUAGAUUUUAGAGGCCGGGAUGGGUCCCACUCAGAUUUUCGGGGCAGAGAUAUGUCUGAUUUGGAUUUCAGGGGUAGGGAUCAAUCCCACCCAGAUUUUAGAAAUAGGGAUAUACCAGAUUUAGACUUUAGGGGAAAGGAUGGGUCUCAAAUGGACUUUAGGGGUAGGGGCUCAGGCACUGCUGAUCUAGACUUUAGGGACAGGGAUACACCACCUUCAGAUUUCAGAGGUAGACAUCGAUCUAGGACUGAUCAGGAUUUUAGGGGCAGAGAGAUGGCUCCCCAUAUGGAAUUUACAGAUAGGGAGAUGCCCCCCAUGGAUCCAAAUAUGUUGGAUUUCAUUCAGCCCUCUACACAAGAUAGAGAACGAUCUGGCAUAAAUGUGAACAAAAGAGAAGAGUCCACCCAUGACCUUGCAGGAACAGAAAGGCCUCCUUUUGGUAUCCAGAAGGGAGAGUUUCAACAUUCAGAGACAAGAGCAAGAGAAGGAGACCCUCAUGGUUUGGGCCUUGAAAAUGAGUCUCCUUUAGACUUUCGGAAUAACCAGCGCCCUCUACAGGACCAAGAUAAAGCACCUCAAAUCUUUGCCAACAAACAGCCACUUUCCGGAGGUGAACAACAAAGACCAGAUUCUGGUCUUGUAUUUAAAGAAGAAGAGGGUCUGGAUUUCCUUGGCCGCCAAGAUACUGAUUAUAGAAACAUGGAGUACCGUGAUGUGGAUCACCGGGUUCCAGGGAACCAGAUGUUUGACUAUAGUCAUAACAAAUCUUUUCCAGAGGGAAAAAUUGUCAAAGAUUCCCGGCAAGAUCUUCAGGACCAGGAUUAUAGGACUGGCCCAACUGAGGAGAAGCCAAGCAGGUUGAUUCGACUAGGAGGGGUGCCUGAAAAUGCAACAAAGGAAGAUAUUCUUAAUGCUUUUCGGACUUCUGAUGGGACUCCUGUGAAAGACUUGCAGCUAAAAGAUUAUAGCUCAGGUUACGACUAUGGCUAUGUCUGCGUGGAGUUUUCACUCUUGGAAGAGGCCAUCGGAUGCAUGGAAGCCAACCAGGGAACUUUAAAGAUCUGUGACAAAGAGGUGACCCUAGAGUAUUCACCAAGCCCGGAUUUUUGGCACUGUAAACGGUGUAAAGUUAGCACUGUUGGGUAUCGUUCAUGUUGCUCAUACUGCAAGUGCCCAAGAGAAGUGACAGACACCAAGACUCCCAAGGUUCAGCAAGAAUUAGCUACCUACCCUGAGCCCCAGAAAUCACCAGCACAGCCAGCAGCACUACCAGAAAAGCCACAGAACCAUCCUCAGGCACCACCUGACAAAGAACCUGAGACCAAAAAGCGGGAAGAAGGAAGAGAGAGACGCUUAGGCCAGGAGCAAAGGAGGGACUCAGAAAGGUAUCCUUCUCGAAGGGAAGGACAUGAUACUUCUACCAGAAGAGACAAUGACAAGGAACAGUGGUCUGGAGAGUCCCGUCAGGAUGGGGAGAGCAAAACUAUUAUGCUUAAGCGAAUUUAUCGGUCUACUCCACCGGAAGUAAUCGUGGAAGUCCUAGAGCCCUAUGUCAGACUUUCUACUGCCAAUGUCCGAAUCAUCAAGAAUAGAACUGGCCCCAUGGGCCAUACCUAUGGCUUCAUUGAUCUGGAUUCUCACUCGGAAGCUCUUCGUGUAGUGAAGAUUCUACAGAACCUGGAUCCCCCAUUCAGUAUUGAUGGAAAGAUGGUGGCAGUGAAUCUUGCUACAGGAAAACGAAGAAAUGAUUCUGGAGAUCACUCUGACAAUAUGCACUAUAACCAGGGUAAAAAAUAUUUCCGGGAAAGGAAGGGAGGCAGCAGAAACUCAGACUGGUCCUCAGAUUCAAACCGACAUGGGCAGCAGUCUUCAUCUGACUGCUACAUAUAUGAUUCUGUCACUGGUUACUAUUAUGACCCCUUAGCUGGAACAUAUUAUGACCCCAAAACACAGCAAGAAGUUUAUGUACCACAAGACCCUGCAUCACCUGAGGCAGAGAGCAAGGGGAAGAAACACAACAGUCAAGGAAAACCAAAUGAAAAGAAAGAUGCCUCUAAAAGGGAUAGCAGGGAGAAAAAAGACAAAGCUCGGAGCACACCCACGAAGGAGGUCUCCAGUGAAGGGAAGGCUUCUGCAGAAGAUGUCUUUAAGAAACCACUACCCCCCACAGUGAAGAAGGAAGAGAGCCCACCUCCUCCCAAGAUCGUAAAUCCUUUGAUUGGCCUUUUGGGUGAAUAUGGAGGAGACAGUGACUAUGAAGAAGAGGAAGAAGAAGAGAAGCCCCCCCCUCCCCAGACUCGCCCUGUACAACCCCCCCAGCGGGAGGAAUUGUCCAAAAAGGAAAAUGAGGAAGACAAGCUCACUGACUGGAACAAGCUAGCCUGUCUCCUCUGCAGAAGGCAGUUUCCCAAUAAGGAAGUGCUGCUCAAGCACCAACAGCUCUCUGAUCUUCACAAGCAAAACCUGGAGAUCCACAGAAAAAUAAAGCAAUCUGAACAGGAGCUGGCAUAUCUGGAGAGAAGAGAGCGGGAAGGAAGAUACAGAGAAAAAGGAAGUGACCGUAAAGAGAAACUUCAUUUUUCUGAUUCCCCAGAUAGGAAACGAAUGAAAUAUUCCAGGGAAACUGACAGUGAUCGUAAAUCUUCAAGUAAAGUAGGUACUGACAGCAACAACAAAGGAGGCUGUGUACUGCAGGCCCCAGGUUGGAAGAAGGGAGCAGGUCUGGGAUAUGGUCAGCCAGGUCUGACCUCAGCAGAAGAGAAUGAAGGCUGGACGAGGGGCCCUGGUGUUGGAUCACAAGGGAAACCUAGUAAGAGGCAGUCUAAUGAGACAUACCGAGAUGCUGUGAGGAGAGUCAUGUUUGCUCGAUAUAAAGAACUUGAGUAAAGGAUUGAGAUGAGUCCCACAGGGUGCAACCUUCUUUUGUCUGUCUGUCUGUCUGUCUGUCUGUCUCUCCUUUUGUUUUGUUACUGUUCUUGCUGCUAGAACUUUUUUUAAAUAAAAUUUUUUUCAAUGUGGUGA
Molecule: messenger RNA, 3758 nt
Organism: Dromiciops gliroides (monito del monte)
Lineage: Eukaryota; Metazoa; Chordata; Mammalia; Microbiotheria; Microbiotheriidae
Gene: RBM6
Product: RNA binding motif protein 6
Exons: 21
Coding region: 189-3623 (1144 amino acids)
Biological process (GO): mRNA splicing, via spliceosome
Cellular component (GO): nucleus
Molecular function (GO): RNA binding
Source: RefSeq, a predicted model, not a curated record